Silurus meridionalis is the source of this 2286-nucleotide messenger RNA. It is a transcript of the gene abcb4, whose product is annotated as ATP-binding cassette, sub-family B (MDR/TAP), member 4. Lineage: Eukaryota; Metazoa; Chordata; Actinopteri; Siluriformes; Siluridae. Gene Ontology annotation, molecular function: ATP binding; ABC-type transporter activity; ATP hydrolysis activity. Bases 73 to 2190 code for a protein of 705 amino acids. The record is from RefSeq and is a predicted model, not a curated record. Gene Ontology annotation, biological process: transmembrane transport. Gene Ontology annotation, cellular component: membrane. The transcript is spliced from 17 exons.
CGCGCACGAGCUCCUAGCUAAAGGAAGCAGCAGAGCUCGAGUUCCCAACAUUACUGAACAACAGCAGGCACCAUGGGCAAAAAGUACGAUUUAAAGCAGCAGGAAGGUCCAGACAGUCCAAAUGGAGAUAUAAGUGUGAAAAAAAAAGGAAAAAAGGGAAAAAAAGAAGAGAAACCUGCCCCGGACCCUAUGGUGGGACCUUUAGAAAUAUUUCGCUUUGCUGAUAGUCUGGAUAUUUUUUUGAUGGUGGUUGGAACCAUCAUGGCCAUGGCUAACGGAGCAGUGCUUCCUGCUAUGGUGGUUGUAUUUGGAGACAUGACAAACAGCUUUGUGGAUGACAGUAUUUUACAGAACCUGCCAAACAUCACUUUGCCAGGGAACAUAAGCUGGCCAAUUUCCAAUCAAACACUUGGAGAACAAAUGACAAGGCAUGCCAUUUACUACAGCAUCAUGGGAGGUGUAGUCCUUUUUGCAGCCUAUAUGCAGGUGGCCUUCUGGACCCUGGCUGCAGGGCGUCAAGUGAAGAGACUCAGAAAGUUGUUCUUUCACUCCAUCCUAAAACAGGACAUCGGCUGGUUUGAUGUCAACGAAACAGGACAGCUUAAUACAAGGCUUGCCGAUGACAUUUUUAAAAUAAAUGAAGGCAUUGCAGACAAGCUGGGCACAUUAAUUCAGUCCUUAACCACCUUUUUAACGGGCUUCAUCAUUGGCUUUAUUAAAGGCUGGAAGCUCACCCUUGUCAUCGUUUCCAUAAGCCCCCUGCUAGGCAUCUCUGCUGCGGUUAUUAGCAAGGUAAUGACCUCCUUCACGUCAAUGGAGCAGACAUCAUAUGCGAAAGCUGGAGCUGUAGCUGAAGAGGUGCUGUCUGCUAUAAGAACUGUCUUUGCAUUUGGAGGACAGAAGAAGGAAAUAAAGAGGUAUCAGAAAAACCUGGAGGACGCCAAGAACGUUGGUAUCAAGAAAGCCAUUACAGUAAACAUUGCUGUAGGUUUCACAUACUUCAUGAUAUACAUGUCCUAUGCUCUGUCCUUCUGGUAUGGGAGCACCUUGAUUUUUGCUGGAGAGUAUGACAUCGGAACACUCUUGACAGUAUUUUUUGCUGUGGUGAUUGGAGCUUUCGGCCUUGGUCAGACCUCGCCUAACAUUCAAGCAUUCUCAAGUGCACGAGGUGCUGCUCACAAGGUUUUUAACAUCAUCGAUCAUAAACCCAGCAUCAACAGUUUCUCAGAUGAAGGCUACAAACCUGACAUGGUCAAAGGAAACAUAGAGUUCAAAGACAUUCACUUCAGUUACCCCUCACGGCAGGAUGCAAAGGUCUUAAACAACAUGAAUCUGAAGAUCAGCAGUGGACAGACUAUUGCACUUGUAGGUAGCAGCGGUUGUGGUAAAAGUACAACAGUCCAGCUGAUCCAGCGCUUCUAUGACCCCCAAGAAGGAGCAGUGACUAUAGAUGGCCAUGACAUUCGCUCUCUGAACGUGCGCUGUCUGAGGGAGAUGAUCGGCGUUGUGAGUCAAGAGCCUAUUCUAUUUGCCACCACUAUUACAGAGAACAUUCGAUACGGCCGUGAAGACGUGACCCAGGAGGAGAUAGAACAGGCCACACGCGAGGCCAAUGCCUAUGAUUUCAUCAUGAAACUUCCUGAUAAAUUCGAGACUCUGGUGGGAGACAGAGGCACUCAGAUGAGUGGAGGGCAGAAACAACGAAUUGCCAUCGCUCGAGCACUUGUGCGCAAUCCGAAGAUCCUCCUGUUGGAUGAGGCAACAUCAGCUUUGGACACAGAAAGUGAGGCGAUUGUACAAGCAGCCCUGGAUAAGGUGAGACUUGGCAGGACAACUGUCAUUGUGGCCCACCGUUUGUCCACCAUCCGCAAUGCUGACGUCAUCGCAGGAUUCCAGGAUGGGAAAGUUGUAGAGCUUGGCACACAUGAGGAACUGAUGGAGAAAAAGGGAGUCUAUCAAUCAUUGGUCACUAUGCAGACUUUUAAGAGCACAGAAGGUACAGAGACACAAGCAGAGGAGCCUGGGCUGGAUGAGAAAAGCCCGUCUGUCACGUCUAUUACUGAACACACACUCUUCAGACAGAAAUCCAAGAGUUUCAUUGGCUCAGAAAAGGCCAGGAGGACGAACACAAAGAGUCCAUUCAGGAGGAAAAAGUCCCAGAAGUAUCAUUCUUCAAAGUACUUAGUCUAAAUAAGGCAGAAUGGCCCUACAUGGUGGUGGGCAUCAUCUGUGCGACCAUCAAUGGUGGCUUGCAGCCUGCUUUUGCUGUUAUCUUCUCCAAAAUCA